Molecule: messenger RNA, 1205 nt
Organism: Cryphonectria parasitica EP155
Lineage: Eukaryota; Fungi; Ascomycota; Sordariomycetes; Diaporthales; Cryphonectriaceae
Product: regulated by circadian rhythms/ protein binding protein
Exons: 1
Coding region: 167-934 (255 amino acids)
Biological process (GO): protein complex oligomerization; response to heat; response to salt stress
Source: RefSeq, a predicted model, not a curated record
CCUCGUCGUUUCGACGAGGUUCGCGAAGUCUCUUGGUGAUAUCUUCGUCAAAGAUUUCUCAGGUAUAAAAAUGUCGUGACUCUCCUGCUCCUCGACGAUCCCAUUUCGUCUUCAUCCUCAACAACAGCGAAAACACCAAAGAGCAAAAAGUUCACAAAAACAUCUUAUGCAACGAACGCACCCAAUUUACAAACGAGUCCCUCGAACGCUUCGCACUUGCCCACGCCACAAAACAACUGUCAAGACCACAACGCGACCACUCACAACCACCACAAACAAAAUGUCUUUCUUCCCACGCUCCUACUUUGCUCCCGAGGCCUCCUUCACGCCUCUGUUCCGCCUCCUUGACGACUUUGACAACUACUCCCGCGAGGUCUCCGCCCAGGGCAACACCAAGGCUGGCUCGCGCCGCGCCCUUCCGACCUUCUCCCCGCGUUUCGAUGUCAAGGAAACCGAGGCGGGCUACGAGCUUCACGGUGAACUCCCUGGCGUCGACAAGGAGAACGUUUCCAUUGAGUUCUCGGAGCCUCAGACGCUAGUCAUCUCUGGCCGCAGCGAGCGCACCUACACCUCUGGCACGCCGCCAGCCGGGCUCGUCGAGAGCGGUGGCAGCGAUGCUAUGAGCGGCGCCAUCACCGAGGGCAGCGACAAGGACACUGCCAGCGUCUCCCACAAGGCCACAGUGGAAGACGAGGCGGCCGAGACAGCCAAGGAACAGCAAGGCACCCAGAUCACCAAGGCUGAGCCGCAGCAACAGAAGCCCAAGGAAAAAUUCUGGGUGUCGGAAAGGUCCGUCGGCGAGUUCUCCAGGACGUUCAGCUUCCCCACCCCGGUGGACCAGGAGGCCGUUGCCGCGAACCUCAACAAUGGCAUCUUGAGCGUCGUGGUUCCCAAGGCCAAGAAGCACGAGAGCCGGCGCAUCGCUGUCAACUAAACCUCAAUUGCAGCCAUCACGGCCGAUUUUUUUGAGAGAAACAUCGAAAUAAAAUGUUGGAAAAUUGGAUUAGUAUGACUUUCACGACAGGCUUCGCAUCAAGUUCUGCUAUUUUUCCCUUUCUUUCCUUCUCUUGUGCUUUUUGUCUCUCUUUGGAACAUGGCAUCGCAUGGUGUUUGUGGUAGCAUUGGGAUCAUGAGCUUGGCCAGACUGCUGCGGAACGAUUGUGUCUAAUCUCAGCUUAAAACACAAAUAUAAUUUCAAAAGUCUU